Radiomyces spectabilis is the source of this 1803-nucleotide messenger RNA. RefSeq lists its product as uncharacterized. The coding region runs from base 152 to 1657 and encodes 501 amino acids. The transcript has 3 exons. The record is from RefSeq and is a predicted model, not a curated record. NCBI's taxonomy places the organism in Eukaryota, Fungi, Mucoromycota, Mucoromycetes, Mucorales, Radiomycetaceae.
GAGCAGGUGAGAAAUAUAUCCUAGCUAUAUGAGAAAGGGAAAGGACAGAACAGGUUCUUGAAUGGGUCCGUCAAUGCUGGGGAACGUAAAACAAAGAAUUGUCAUCGAUUGAUCUAUUUAUGGAUAUAAUGGUAGUGUCCCGGUGUAUGUGAUGGUUUUGGAAGGAGUGGAUGCAGUCGCACGUUGGCAAGCUAUCCUAGGACCUGCAGAUCCCGCAGAAGCCACUGAAGAACAUCCGACAAGUAUUCGUGCUUUAUAUGGUGUCGAUUCAAUGCAUAAUGCUUGCCACGGGACAACCUCGGAAGAGGAAUUAGAACAUGAGUUUUCUUGGUUGCAAAGCGUCGUCAUUGAUGAUUUAACCUUUCUCUCCGACACCGUUCGACAAAAUUAUACCAAAAAAUCUGUUAAAAAACAAGCUAUACCCACACCGACCAGUAACAGUCGAUUACCCACUGUUCGAAAUCAGAAAAAGUCUCCCAUAGGCGCUGUGAAACCGGCAGCCGAUAAACCUUCGGCGGUGCCGCGCUUAGGUCCCAAGCCAGCAACCCAAAGCGCUCGAACGGCAACCACACGAAAACCGUCACCUACCACAGCAGUUCGCAAAAGCGCUUCGCAGAACACGCCUUCUGCCGUACCAUCAAAACUACCUAGUACAGGACAAACGACCCGUCGUCCGAAUCAAGAUGAACGUAGAAAACAGGUAGACGCACGGAAGAAGACUCAUUUGCCUGGUAACACGAGUGGCAACAGAGACCAUGCGGCAUCAACUCGUAUUGCUACACGGAAUGAGGCGGCCGCUGGAGGACGCCGAGGCAGCAUGACCUCCACUAAACUAUCAACCACGGGCGGAAUUUCGAAAAACACGCCACCUAUUUCUGUCCUUACCGGCCGAACGCGAAAAUACAGCCGAAGUGUUCCGAAAAAGGAAGCGCCCGAAAAAGCUACACAGGCGGCUGCAACUCCCAAACCAGCUGACACAGUGGCAGAACCGCAAACAGAGUUAGGCAAUAGUGAACCGGUAGCUGUUCUAUCGGAUGACGUUACUGAAGAGGAUGGCCGUGCCAAGCUGAAUGAAGAAGAGAAACACCAAAACCCUACUUUACAAGAAAUAUCGGACGGGGAAAACAGCGCCAACGACAGAAAAACAGAAAGGAUCAAAGAGGACGAUGCUUAUCACAGUAACGACGAAGGUUUCAUCGAAGCUGCCAAUAUGCCGAUGAAUCAAGUUGAUUUGCAGCCGAUGAUCACCGAAAGUGCAACAUCAAUCAUAAGCCAGAGCGACCGGGAUAGUAAAGUCGAGUCUGAAAGUGAGCAUGACGCGGAAGUGGCGGCCACAACCUCCAUGAGAAUGACCACUCCUCUGCCUAGUCGACCCUCUUUGACCGAUCGACGCACUUCUUCCUCUUCUCGAGCUUCUUUCUCACCUCGAAGUAUGACCUCGCUGCCACGUCCAGAGACACCAGAAGUGGAUCAACUACGACAACGGUUCGAAGUGCUAGCUAUGCCUGCGCCUGUCAUCGAAAAGCGUCCUAGCGUCAUUUCUCCUGAAAUUGCUUUGCGUAUCAAAGACAUGAAACCUAAAGAUCCCGCUGGAGCACGUGUUAAGAGCAUGGUGGAAUUCUUUAUGGAUGAGAAUCUUCACAAGUGGGAAUUUUGAAGAGGCUUGACGCCCUUUUGCCUUUUUGUCUCAACAUUUAUUUCUUUCGUUUUGUUCACCAUUCCUUUUUUGCUACCUUGUUUCUUAUGAUGAUCACACCCGGAUACCCUCUCCUUUUUUUUGCGCCCCCUGCCAUAUUCCUUAUC